GAAAAAGCUGGCGACUCCGUAGAGCUCUAGGGUUUGAUAGGAUGUUGUCGUUCGUGACAGUCGUAUUAUUCUGGGUUUCGGCUCAGUUUCUUGGACUGCUUUUCCGUGUUUGAUAUCGAUCGUCCCAAAGGUUCGGUUGAAGAGGGAAGAUUUCUCGGUGGCUGUUUUUUUUGUUGCUACUCGACGGAUUCUUGUGGCAAGAGGAAUGGAGGAUAUUGCUGAUAAAUACAAGGACAUGACUAUUGGGGAUAAAGAUGAGGAGAUUGUUUUUGAGGAAGAGCCCGUCGACGAUGUUGAAGCUUCGGCUGAUGAAGAGACUUUCCUUGUGGUGGGUACUGUGAUUACGGACAGAAUGGUGAAGUUUCCGGUAUUUAGAAAUCUUAUGGCUCAACUCAGGAGGCCUGUUAUAGGGCAUGCUGACAAGUUCUGCCUUUUGACUUAUGAGAAUAAAACUGUGGAGACAACAAAGGCAGGCAUAUGGGGUCGGUCUGCGUGCAGGAGGAGGGAGGAGGUCUCAGUCAUUG
Molecule: messenger RNA, 524 nt
Organism: Cuscuta epithymum
Lineage: Eukaryota; Viridiplantae; Streptophyta; Magnoliopsida; Solanales; Convolvulaceae
Source: the annotation of a GenBank genome assembly